This is a messenger RNA of Vitrella brassicaformis, 1104 nucleotides long. The record is from the annotation of a GenBank genome assembly. Lineage: Eukaryota; Vitrellaceae.
GUCGUUGGACUGUUGAUACGGGAAUGCGAUGGUUGUGAGUGACAACAGAACUGACAUCGUAGAGUCACUCAUGUACACUGAUUAAAAACUAGUCAAGAAACCGUGCAAGUGAAAGUCUGGCCACGCAGCGCAAGUCAACAUCCGCAGAUCACUUGCCCUUUGCCCAUGAUAUCUUCAGUUCGCACUCGGGCGUCACCUUGAAGCCAUUCAGCCCGUGCAUGGCGACCUCCGCCUGCAUGACACCCAGACAGUCACCACCAGUUGGUUUUGUUUCUUCUUCUCCCAUGUCAGUGCAUAGCUGGUGUGCGGUCAAAAUCACCUGCAUCGACUCCUCGUAGUCCACAAACGCAACAUGACGACCCUCAAUCAAUCGCGCCUGAUGGAAACACACGAAAGCCCCGUGCUAAGUGAGCGAACCUCUCUCUCUGUCUGCUUUGAGUGCGCACCUCGACAAAUCCCGGGUAUUGCCCAAACAGAGCAUUGAGUGCCUCAACUGUGAUCCUCUCCUCCAGGUUCUCCACAAAUAUCGUGUGCGGUGCGCCUGGAGCCGCCUGCGAUGGCGGCGCGGCAGCCGCUGUGGGCUUCCUCUUGGCUUGCGCUUGCUGCUUGUCGGCUCCCUUGUCUUGGUCCUUGCGCUUCUUGGGCAGGUAGGUGCCUCUGUCCUUGAGCACGGCGUCGGACUGUGUCUUGGCGUACGCCAGCUUCAGCGGCUUCUCCAGGAAAUCCUGACCCUGAACGAAUGGAGCGGCCACAACACAGCGUGCCGGUGUGGAUCGAGCAGACGUGUGCAGAUGUCUGUCCGUCCUACCUGCAGGCUCCUGAGUGCCGUGGUGGCGCUCAUGAUGUCCCGAAAGACAAUGAACGCCUGACCUCGCUUGGAUGGCGUCUUCUGGGCUUGGAUGUCGAGGAUCUCGCCGAACUGGCUGAACAGCUCGAAGAGGUUGACUCGCAUGUCAGGCAGCUUGGUCUUGUCGUUGAGGUUGCUCACGUAGAGCGUCUGGUUGGGAGGAAUGUCGCCUGCCAGCAUUGUCAGGAGGAAAUUAAGACGGCGAAUGAGAUAGAUGAUCACAGAGGAAGGAGCGAGGCAAGGCAGAUCAAAGCUUG